This is a messenger RNA of Ailuropoda melanoleuca (giant panda), 851 nucleotides long. RefSeq names its product olfactory receptor 4P4. Lineage: Eukaryota; Metazoa; Chordata; Mammalia; Carnivora; Ursidae. Gene Ontology annotation, biological process: G protein-coupled receptor signaling pathway. Gene Ontology annotation, molecular function: G protein-coupled receptor activity; olfactory receptor activity. The record is from RefSeq and is a predicted model, not a curated record. Gene Ontology annotation, cellular component: membrane. The transcript has 2 exons. The annotation marks the transcript as partial.
AUGGGUGAUGUGACAAAUACAACCGGACUCUGCAGUCUACAAGGAAAUUUGGAAACUUGGAUACAUAGUCAUUUGUGUAUAACAUACAGCAAACUCAAGUAUGUGGAAAGGCAGACAAACAUCUCAGAAUUCGUACUUCUAGGACUUUUGUAUGACCAGAACAUAGAAAUAUUUUGCUUUGAUCUCUUCUUAUUCUCUUAUGUUGCCCUGUUGGCAGGAAACCUUGUGAUCCUUGUCUCCACUCUAUGCAGCCCUCUUUUUCACCAACCAAUGUAUUACUUCCUCAUCCACUUAUCCUCCAUGGACAUCUGCUACACCUCUACUGUUAUACCCAAGUUAAUUGCUGACCUGUUAGUAGAAACGAAAACCAUCUCCUAUGAUAAUUGCAUGUUACAGCUCUUUGCCAUGCACUUCUUUGGGUGUACUGAGGUCUUUAUCCUUACACUCCUGGCCUUUGAUCGCUAUGCUGCCAUUGGCAGACCUCUCCACUACAUGCUUAUCAUGAACAGGACAAGGUGCAAUCUCCUAGUCUUAGCUGCUUGGGCUGGUGGCGCUCUCCAUGCUUUUCCUCAAUUAUUGAUGACAAUCCAAUUGCCAUUUUGUGGUCCUAAUGGACUUGAUCACUACUUCUGUGACAUCUUCCCUCUGCUGAAAGUUGCCUGCACUGAUACCUACAUGACUGGGUUCCUUGUGCUUGCCGAUUCAGGUAUCAUCACAUUAGUUGCUUUUGUUGUUUUGCUUGUUUCAUAUGUCGGUAUAUUAUUUAGUCUAAGACAUCACUCAGGUGAAGGAAGACAGAAAGCCCUCUCCACCUGUGGGUCUCAUAUCACUGUGGUCGUCUUAUUUUUUGG